Messenger RNA from Didymosphaeria variabile, 4632 nucleotides. RefSeq lists its product as uncharacterized. Bases 1 to 4632 code for a protein of 1543 amino acids. The record is from RefSeq and is a predicted model, not a curated record. Gene Ontology annotation, molecular function: protein binding. The transcript is spliced from 2 exons. Lineage: Eukaryota; Fungi; Ascomycota; Dothideomycetes; Pleosporales; Didymosphaeriaceae.
AUGUUUCAGAAAGAAAUGUUCCAGAAAUGGGGAUCAAGCCGGAAUACCCCCUUCCUUGCAUUGCGAAACGUUGAGAAUGUUCAUCUUACGUGUCAAGCCGUCUUCAAUCAGGUAGUCAUGGCAUCCUCAUGGUCUGGCAUGUGUCACAGGUUCGAUUGUCGACACUCGGACUUGCGGAUGAAGACCGUGGGGGAUAUACUUUGUACUGUCCUGAAAGAGACUCUUUCUAAAUCUUCCCAUGCAACACAUUCUCCUGACGAACUAGGCUGGGAUCUCAGGGACCUGUUCAAUGUGUACCGUGAGGUUGCACUGAUGAAUCAAAGCGACGAGGAAGUGUGGAUUCUCCUCAACUUUAACGAGAGCAUUGAUUCCUCUGCCUGGUUACUGGACACGCUGUACGAUCUAGCCGCCAAUUCGGACCUGCAUUUUCGUGUAAUAUUCAUCAACAAUCCAGAUUCGACUCUGAGACUUGAUUCAGAAUACACAACCUUUCUCGACCGUACUGACCCUGAGCAACGUCCACCAGAUGAGCGGUCUUCUUCAGGCCCACAAAGCCCUCCGAAGGCUCCAGUCAGUACCAGUGAGCAGACAAAGGACUUGAUUAGUGAGGGAGAGGACGUCCCGGACGAAAUAACUAGAUACCACACUCAGUCGGUCCUCCGAAAGGCAGAACGUCGGACUCUAGAGGUGAUACAGAAAAGUCCAUGGGUGGCUCCCGUAGGUCUGGAACUAUUCAAAUUGUUUCAAACCUUUGACGUAUCGGAAAAACACAAGGAAAUGAUCAUGAGAUGGCUCGCCAAUCUUCCAGUGUCCGUCUGUCCGACGGCUAUGCAGGAACAAAUAUCAAAUAUCUCGGAUUCACGCAUAGAGUCGACUUUCAAAUUGAUCUUGAGCUUAGAUCCAUUAGCACUAAGCAAACCCGACUCAACGAUAAGCAUCCUAGAGCUUGUGGCACUGGCCUUUCGACCUCUUACUUACCUCGAGCUGGCCGAUCUGGAAGAAGCUCGCAAGUCCUGGGAGACUGGUUAUAUUUCACAAGUGAUGCAACCUACGUCGAUUUUCUCCGUACAUCCUGGGGUUUUCAAUCUUCUGGGAAACGAAGUGCACUUCGGUCACCCAGAAUUCCGAUCCUAUUUACUCUCAGGAGACUCUCUGCUUCUAGAUCUGGAAGCAAUGAACCUACCGAAACGGCAUUCUCUUUUCGUGCGGUUAUGUUUGGAGUACCUGACUUCUUCACAUGGCCUGAACAGGCUCGAAGUUUCCAUUGUUAGCUCAGACGACGUCGGUGCUCCUGAGAGUCGAAUGGAUUUUCUUUCCUACGCCGUACAAUUCUGGCCCAAGCACGCCAGCCUUGCCUGCUCUGAAUGGUCUCCUGAAGAUAGCGUGGCUCAGAAAUUUCUCUCAAAUACGCUUCUGCUCGACCUUUGGGGUAGGGUGUAUUGGCACCGCACCAGUUCCGCCACUCGACCAAGCCUCGAGCGAUCGGGCCCGUUAGCGACCCUUAUAGAGUUUGCCCCAGAGUCCACGCUUCAGGCCACACUCGCAGCCCACAAGGGAACAGAAUGGAUAAAAGGCCAAUAUUUCAAUGCCCUCCUAGCCGCCGCCCGAGGUGGAAAGUCUGAUACAGUUAGUUUGCUGUUACAGGAUCAGUCGCUCGACUCGGGGAUGUUCGACCUUGCAUUACAGGCAGCUUUGAAAUCUCAAGACGAGACGACGAUAUCGAUGAUCACAUCUGAGGCUCCCCAGACUUAUCCAUGCUCGGUUGCAAUCCCAACGGCUCUGCGUAAAGCGUUGGAAAUUGGUCAAGAAAGUGUCACCAAUCGGCUGCUGCCGCUCAUAUCAUGGGAGACUAUUGAAGAGGACAACAAGAAAAGCAUCCUUGCUGCAGCCAUCAGUGGUAACAAUGUCGACAUAGCGAACGACCUGCUUGAACGGUUCCAAGGUACACAGGCCCGGGAUAUCUCCGAAGCAGUGUUACAGGCAGUCAGAAACGGGCACGCGGCCCUCUCGAGCGUCUUAAUGGCCCAUUUAUUGAAGUUAUUGAAGGAGGAGGAACGUCACACAACACUUCCCGGCCUCUCUGCGACCACAGUAAAUGGGGUAGAAGAUGAACUCACCACAUCCAAUGACAGUAGCAAUCUCAAGAGAUUGGACGCUCUUGAUACUGGCGAAGCGCAGGUCCCUGUCGAGUCUCGGGACGCUGGUAUUACUACCAACGAGCAAGAGGACGCAACGGGUGUAAUUCUCCGGGAAAGAUCUGAGGAGUCUGCAGCGAGCCCUCCCGCCGACUCAUACUAUGCUGAAGUUGUACUGAGCCACGCGAUUGACCAUGGCCAGCAUAAUGUUAUCAAGUCAUUGGUCGAAGUUCUCCGAAAUAAUCACAGCUUUCCAACAUCCAUCAAACCCCUCCUAGAGACCGCAAUUGUGCAAUGUAGACCCAGGUGCCUGUCUACAAUACUUAAAUUAUGCGAAAACAUAAGUCCUCAGUCGAAACUCGACAAGAACGAGCUUCUAGAUCUCGCCGCAUCGAGAGGCAACGUCGCUGUCAUCAAUCAGCUUCUACAAGGAUUUGUUGUUCUUGACGACGAGAGCUUCCCGGAGGUUUUCCAGAGUGCAAUGAAGAGAUCACCAGCCACUCCAGACGUUGUCCAGCUUUUCAUCGAACGUGGACGAAACUGUGUUACGCCGGACACUUUUGUCGACCAGCUGAAUAACAUGGAACCAGCUAUCGACAAUCGGUCAACAGAGAUCGUCAAGUUGUUAGUUUCCGCAGGAGCCCAGUUGGACAAAAGAUCGAUUUCGGGCAGCGGAACGCCGUUGUAUGAUGCAACCUAUCAAGGCCGUGUUGAGAUUGUGGAGACCCUAAUCAAGGCCGGUGCUGAUGUCAACAUUUUUGAAGAUGACGAUGAAGGUUGGUGGCCAGUACACGCCGCAUUUGAUAACCCGCAAAUCAUGAAACUACUCCUUGCUCACGGAGCCAACGUCAAUGCGAGGACAUGUGACGGAGACACCGCUCUAUAUCUUGCUACUAAGUGGGGAUAUGAAGACUGCGUUGCGGAAAUUCUCAAGCACAAACCUGAACUGAACUGCUUAAUCCGAGAUAGCACAAUAUUAUUCAGAGCUGUGGAUGGUGACGAAUUAGGAAUCGCCGGAUUGCUACUAGAUGCUGGCGAAGAUCCUUGUCACCCGGCGACCAAAGCUGCUAACGCGCUGCUACUUCAUGAGUGUGUGGAGAACGAGCAUGUAGACCUGCUCAAGAGACUAUUGCUUUACAACUUUGACUUGGAGCAUGUGGAUGAAUUGGGACGGACUGCGCUUAACUGCUUGAGCAGUGCGAAGGAUAUUCCAACUCUUCGCCUCUUACUGCGACGUGGGGCAAACAUAGAAACCCAGGACGUUCCGUGGAAUGACACACCAUUGUCAAAUUCUGUACGCCUUGGCGAUGUUGAGCUCACUUCCUUCCUCAUUUCUGAGGGCGUAAAUACGAACGCUACCAUAGGGAGAUACCACGAGUCCACACCACUGCUCCUGGCUUGCGGGCAAUGCUUGUCACGAGAUAUACUCCGCGUCCUUGUAGACAACGGUGCAAAUACCAAAAUUGUUAGCGAAGGUGUCAGUGGCACUAUGUUCCAAACUGUUUGCCAAAGCGCACACGAUUCGCGAGAGGAAGUCAUUUCGUAUUUGCUAGAGAACGACUUAGUGGACGUCGAGCUGACAAGCAACUGGUGGGGCAGUAAUUUGAACACGGCGUGUUUGAUGACAGAUCCGGAUGUUGUCGACAAACUCAUCAAACGCGGCGCAGACGUGGAUGCGGUUGAUAGGGCGGGGCGAAGACCAGUACAUUUUGCUUUGUAUCGGACGAUCGAACAUGUAAACACACUUUGCGACCGUGACGAUGGGAAGAAUGCCGACUUGUUCGCCCUUGAUCACAUGGAACGAAAUGCCCUCCACUUUGCCGUCAUCAGUGGCCGACUGAAUCUAGUCCAGCACAUCAUUGAGCGGCGUCCGGGUUUGGCGAAGGGAAAAGACUGUGACGGAUGGACGCCGCUCUUCUGGGCGGUCCGCGAUGCGUUCAAAUGGAACGUCGAUACUUCCGAACGCGCUGCCAUCAUCGAGGCAUUGGUGAAGGAUGGCGCAGAUAUUAUGGAUGUGGUCGAGGGCCUGCCGCACAGAUGGGCGACGUACCAGGUUGCGCGCUACUACGGGCUCGACAACGACAUCAUCAAACUCGUAACGCCGACGGAAGAACAAGUUUUACGGAGCGAUCUGCGCGCGUUCUGGUAUGAGAGUCUCGCUGCUGAAUCUCGAACUGCGCGAAGACAUGACGACUCCUUUUGUGAUAUCUGCCUGUUGGGCCUCGUCGGCGUCUUCUUCAAAUGUACCGAGUGCAGGGGUUUCGCCAUAUGCUUCAAAUGCUACUGGUCCCGGAACCGGAAUCUAGUGCACGAUCCGCAUCCUUUUGAGUCCAGGUACGAGGACGAUGAGUAUGAGGAUGGUGGUAAUGAGGGACCAGCUCCUGCUGGAUCUGAGCACCCGGAUUCAACGGACAGCCCCGUUGCGAGUGAGGCGAGCGACUCUGAUUCAGAGGACGAGGCUGUUAGGUCAGAUUCGGAUAAUUCGUCUUUUAGCUGA